Molecule: messenger RNA, 2991 nt
Organism: Plasmodium gonderi
Lineage: Eukaryota; Apicomplexa; Aconoidasida; Haemosporida; Plasmodiidae
Product: sporozoite invasion-associated protein 1
Exons: 1
Coding region: 1-2991 (996 amino acids)
Molecular function (GO): metallopeptidase activity
Source: RefSeq, a predicted model, not a curated record
AUGAGAAAUUAUAUCUUGUUCAAGAUCCUCUUCCUGUGGAUUUCCGUUGUGAAUGUUACUUGGAUAUACAGCAUAAGACAUUUUGACUUGAACACUGCAAAAAACUUAAGAUCUUCAGAAGAAAGAUCAGUAGGGACAGAUUUUCUAAGCAGGGGAGGAGUAGGCAUAUCAAAUUUAAGAGAAAAAAAUUAUAUAAGUGCAGAUAAUGAUAGCCCAUAUGGGAAAGCUGUCUUUAUGCAAACAUCAGCAACUUUAACAAAUUUAAUGCAUGAAAGGGAAGUUCUUUUAUCCACAGAUAAGAAUGAUAAAACUUAUGUGAUUACAGGAUCAGUCAAAGGUAUAGAAGAUGGACAACCGAUAUCGAUAGCUCUAGGAGCUCAAUACUCAAAUAGUUUCGAUUCUUUAGAAGUAGUAAUAGUAACAGCUGAUAAUCCAUAUUUCAAAUUUAUUGUUCAUGGAGGAAGAUAUUAUUUACGUACUUUUGGAUCUACCUAUUUAACACCGAGUGCUAUAAAAUUGAAUGUACCUUGCUCCGAAUGCAAAUUUGUAAAUUCAGAUUAUAGCGAUUUUAUUGAUAUAACUCCAUAUCCAAAUGUUUCCAACUUGUUUAUAUAUGAAUGGGAGUUACAAUCAACAGCUCCUAUUGCAUUGGAACAUAUAAAUGUAGUACAUAAUGAUGAUGCUGAUUGGACUCAUGGACAUGAUUUAUCAAAUGAAUUGAAACUCGAUGGGUCAGCUGCUUCAGCAUCUUUGAAAACCUUUUUUGGAAUUGAAUUAUACGGAUAUUGGGGCUCUGAAUAUUCAGACAGACUACUAAAUGUGUUGUCUAGUUUCCCCGAAUGUGUUAAAUUAGUUGCAUAUAGUAAGGAGGAAAGAGCACGUCAAAGGAAACAUCAAAAAUGGAUUCUAGUACAAGGUGAUUUAGGAGCAUUUGAUAUGGAUUCAGAGAUUUACAAUGAAGAGGAUGAUGCUGACUAUUCCAAAAUUGUACGUGUAUCUAGCAGUGCAUUUGAAUAUUCUAAAAAGCAAGUGAAAACACAAAGUAGUAAUGGAAAUUAUUAUUCAAGGAGAUUAGAAAAGGUAAUAAUAAGAGCUAUCCUAGCAGAUGAUUAUAACUUAUUUGUUACCUACUUUGAAGAAAAACAUGGGGUUCAAUUGUUAGACCCAGUGAGAAAUCCCCAACAGGUUGAACAAGUUACAGGAUAUUCACAUAAAGAUUAUCAACCAUGGAGUCAGAAUUUAGAGGAACUUAUCGAAUUAGCCACCUCGUGGGAUGAAUAUCCAAAAGGAUUUCAAAAAGUAAAAGGAUUGAAUUAUAUUUCUAGAAGAAAGAACGGACUAAAACAUCCCGUUUAUCCUACUGCCCCUGCAGUGGCUUUCCCUGCUGGUCCUACUAGGAAUUCUUUUAUCGAAUUCAUGGAAUUAGCAUUUAUAAAUUAUAAAGAUAUUUCUCACUUAGUUCUUCAUGAGAUUGGACACUUUAUUUAUGUAAAUACUCUUUCUGUUGAUUUGAUAAAAGAAUGGGUUACUUCGGGACAAUGGUAUGAAGAACCCUUAUCCCCAAGCAAAUGGGCUACUAGGAAUGAAAUAGGAUUUGUUUCUGCUUAUGCACAUGAUAAGACACCAGCAGAAGAUUUUGCAGAAUCUAUAGCUUCCUUUGUUUUGAAUCCAAAAUUAUUGAAUUCUAGAAGUAGUGAAAAAUACAAUUGGAUAAAAAAGAAUUUAUUUAGUGGAAGUUUUUAUGUCACUUCAGGAACACACAAAUUUGAAGUUAUAAAUUUAGGGAAUCAAGUAUUUUAUUAUCCUGGAAAGGUAAAAAAAAUACGAGUAGAAGUAAAGGGAAAUCCAUCUGAAAAUAAAAAGGUACAAAUACAUAUAAACCUUUUAUCAUCAAAUGGAAAUAAAGGAUGUGCAAAAUAUGCUCAUGCAAGAUUUUUCUCAGAGCAGCAAACGUAUCGAGAUGUAUUUUUCUACACAGCAGAUCGUUCAGAAUGUAGUCAUGUCUUAUAUGCAGAAUUUGAUGUAAAUUCUUCAGAAAGUAAAGGGAAAUGGGUAGCUGAAUCUCUAUCAUUUACUGGACAAAAUGAUAUAAAGAGAUACACAGGAUUAGGAUCUUUUCUCUUAUAUAUGUAUGUGAAUAACCAGGAUGAAGAUAUUGAACAACCAUUGGCAUUGUUAGACUCAGUUCAGAUCUAUCCAUAUAAUGGAAGUGGUUCUGAAGACUCAUUACUAAGAUUAAGCAUGCUUAUCUUAGAAAAUACUGCACUGAAGAUACAUGGAGGAACAUUCGCUAAUUUCGCCUCAACGGAUAAUGAAAGUUAUUCGUAUGGUAAUCAUACUUACUCAUCAUACGAUCCUGAGUUUGAUGUUAAUGCUUUGCAUAAUGAUUAUUUUGUGAGGGAUAUUAAAACCAGUGGAUUUAGACAAGUUAAUAUGGAAGCAUGCAAAGCACAUACAAAAAUGAAUGUUACGAAUUUAAAAUGUUUUCAAGUAAUGAACCCAGUACACAUUCCACAAUACUGUGUAAGUAGUAGAUAUUACUUUCGUCAGAUGGCUGUAGAAGAUGAGGCAGGGAACCAAAACAUAGUUAAUGUUACAUCGGAUAAGUAUUAUGCAGAUUUAAAAACUUCAGCUAUUAGGGAUAGAACUAGGCCUACUGUAACUGGUGUUAGGGUUACCAGCAAACCAGCUAAUGAACACCAUGAUGGAGAAACAGAAGUUACCGUUGAAUUUGGCAUACAUGAUGAUUUAUCUGGAUUGUUCUAUGCUUAUGUACACUUAAGGGAUCCUCAUGGUGGAAUACAUUCAAGUCAUGUGAAUAGAACCCUCUUGCCUAAGGGAAAAGACUAUGCACAAGUGGUUCACAAGAUAUUGUUACCAAAGGGUUCCAUGGCCGGAACAUGGAUAUUAGAUGAGAUCAAGGCGGUUGAUAUGUGUAAGAAUGAGUCCAGGAAUGUCUACUCAUACAGCGUCUUCGUCGACAAUUCUUAA